Pomacea canaliculata is the source of this 2692-nucleotide messenger RNA. RefSeq names its product hemicentin-1-like. The transcript has 19 exons. The coding region runs from base 97 to 2040 and encodes 647 amino acids. Gene Ontology annotation, cellular component: axon; neuronal cell body; plasma membrane. Gene Ontology annotation, biological process: synapse organization; homophilic cell-cell adhesion. The record is from RefSeq and is a predicted model, not a curated record. Lineage: Eukaryota; Metazoa; Mollusca; Gastropoda; Architaenioglossa; Ampullariidae. Gene Ontology annotation, molecular function: axon guidance receptor activity.
UGAUAAGGGUUAAGACAGUUUAAAGUACUGACUAUACACUGGCCCACUUGUUGUGUCAGCUUUCAGUGGGGUUGUGGCGGAGGUUUCGUGUACAGUAUGUUGGUACUAGGGCUGUGUCUACUCACCUUGCCAGUUCUGGCAAGUGGUGAGGCAUGGUGUUUCAGCUGUGAGAGUACUGCUCAUCCAGCUUAUUGUCAGCAAAUGAUGGCUUGCUCGGAACACGAAUCUUGCUAUGCAGAGAAACACACCGCCCAUACCGGCACACCGCAGUUUACUUCAGGCUGUAAGUCAACAUCGGACUGUAGCAAUCUAAACAGGACUCGCCGUGCGGCGGCGCCACAGUGCGUCGAGUGCUGCAGCGGCAUCCUCUGCAACCGCCACAGCUGCGGAGCUGAAGAGAUUGACACCACAAACAGAUUGUGGUGCGCUAGCUGUGGCUAUCAGUCGCAUCCAAAUGACUGUGGCAAGGUCUCACUAUGUUCACAAGACGAGCUGUGCUCCGUGACGCGGCAAGAGUUAUUUGGUCGAAAUGUCUAUGCCAUGGACUGUGCAAAAAAAACGGCGUGCGCCGGAAAGACCUUGGAGCAUGACCAUUUGCUCUGCUGCAACACCUCCUUGUGCAACACCAACACCUUGGGAAUCAACCCUGAGGUGUACACCCCACCGCCUCCGACUACUACCCCACCUCCACCAUCUCCGGCCAAUGCGUCCAUCGACAACACCACCAUCGACUACAUCAGCCACCACGAGCUCAACGAAACGCUGACCGUCGUCUGCAACAUCGACGGCUUCCCGGUCCCCAACGUCACCUGGACUUUCACACCGGCGGCAGCAGGCGGGGGCAACUCGUCCCUCAACGACACGUCACUCGGCGCUACUGCUGUACCUGCCGCAAACGUCACGCUUGGGACAAACGUUACCACAAGCAACGACACAGGAGUUCCACAAAGCCGCGAGAUCACGACAGGGGUGACAACUGCGGACGGCGUCAGCAAGCUGCAGAUUACGUCCCCUGCCGCGGACAACGCGGGUGUGUACGUGUGCUCGGCCUCAAACGGUCAAGGGUCAGCCAACGCCUCCGUCGUCGUCACUGUCAGCGCGGUGCCACUCAUUAGCGGAGACCUCAACCAGACCAUCGCCACAGACGCGCGCACUGACCUGUUGUUGGACUGUGACGUCACUGGCAGCCCCUCACCCAACGUGACGUGGCAUGUCCCUCAGACUGCCGGAGGUGUUGAACACCUGGCUAACGGCUCGGUCCUACUGCGCAACGUUCACACUGACAACACCGGCAGCUACCUGUGUGUGGCACAGAACAGCGCAGGUACUGCGGUCAAGUCUGUCACCCUGACAGUGACAGAUAAUGCCACUGAAGCGUGUCCAAGUGUAAGCCCCGCCUCUCCAAUCGCCACGCCCCUUACCAGAGGCAGUCAGCCAGCGUCUCCAAGCUCGGUCCAUGAUCAGUCCACAGGAGUGACGUUACCAGCAACACCCCCACCCCUGUCCAUGAUGGCGCUGGGGUCCGUCUGGAACAGCCUCACGGAACACACUUUCAUCCUUCAGUGUCAGGUUGCCGGAAGUACUGCCCCCAUCCCGAUCACGUGGUCUCGCCUGGAGCACGACUUCAACCACAGUGACUCCGUGUUCAAGGACAAUGGUUAUGGCACGCUGGUGAUCUCACAACUGUCCAGCCCGUCGCUGACCGAAACGGGUGUCUUCGGAUGUCUGAGGGUAGCGGGAGGGCCUGGUGACGUGCGACACUUUGUCAUUUACAAGGAGCUUCCAAGGAACAUCACGUGUACUGAGAAGUUCUCUAACGGAAGUCCGUCCCCAGGUACAGUUCUCAGAGCGACAUGUGGUCCUUGCAACUCCCCACAACAACCAGCCGCAGCCUUGACACAGGACAGCUUCAUCUGUGAGAGCGCCGAGAGGAAGGGCGUCCUGGCCCCCGGCGGAGGCGCGGUCACCUGGCUAAUUAGAAAAAGCGGCGCCGUGGCACUGCUUGCAGACGACCAUGGAUCGGUGAAGAUUGUCACGUGAUCAGUUCCGCCAGUCUGAGAGCAGGUCUCAGUUACACGGCAGUCGUCACGGUCUGCUAAUUAAGCUUGUGACGGAGUUUACACUCACCUAUCAGUUGGGUUUUUUUUCCUGUGUGUGAAUAUUUUUUGCUAGUGCAUUUUGAUUGGCUGAUAUUUAUUUCCAGACAUAAAAAGGGCACAUGCAGAGCUCAUGAAUCCGACUACAAUGAGCAAGAUAAUUCUCUGAGCUAAACACUUUAACUAUCGUCACAAAGGUCAUAUUACUCAUUGCAGUUAAUUACUAGCACGAACAUUUAAUUAACUGGCACGCUCAUGAGUGCGAUAUAGACAACUUACUUCCCUUUGGCCAGCCAACAGAUACAACGCAUACUUUAAACUUUCAUCUCUUUUUCUCGGGUGCCACUUCACAACUUGAUCAAUCUUACAACGUGUACAUUAGUACACACUCCAAGCCUAAAAAAAUAUCAACACUGGCAACAGUAAAUGAAAGGUUUAACUGUGUCACUGAGCUUGCACUAUUGUUGUAAAUAAUUUGCUCCUGAAUAAAUUAGGAUGAAUUGUGUUUUAGAAAUUCACUCUCGUGCAGUUGAGAAGCAGAAAGAUAUGUAGAACAUCUGGUGUCAUUGCUUAGAAUAAAGAGCGUGUGUGCACGA